GGCGGCGGGAGCGCCUCCCGCGCGUGUGCUCAGCUCCCCCGCCGCGGCCGGGCCCGCCUUCUCCCUCCCUCCGCCCCCGAGCGCGGCGGCACCGCCUUCCUCCGCGCCGCGCGGCUGCCUCCAGACCUCGGCACGGUGAGCCCUGUUCCCAGAGGCAGCUGGUGCUGAUCCUGUAAUCGCAGACUGAGUUCAGCCUCGGUGAGUGAGGCAAACUGGCAAGCUUGGGCUAAGGUGCCCACCAUGUCCUUGAAGAUCCAGACAAGCAACGUAACCAACAAGAAUGACCCCAAGUCCAUCAACUCUCGGGUCUUCAUCGGAAACCUCAACACAGCUGUGGUGAAGAAGUCAGAUGUGGAGACCAUCUUCUCCAAGUAUGGCCGUGUGGCCGGCUGUUCUGUGCACAAGGGCUAUGCCUUUGUCCAGUAUGCCAACGAGCGCCAUGCCCGAGCAGCUGUGCUGGGAGAGAAUGGGCGGGUGCUGGCAGGGCAGACCCUGGACAUCAACAUGGCUGGUGAGCCCAAGCCCAACAGACCCAAGGGGUUAAAGAGAGCAGCAUCUGCCAUUUACAGCGGCUACAGCUUUGACUGUGAUUACUACCGGGAAGACUUCUACGACAGGCCAUGCUGCAGCCUCUGGCCCAUUUGCCCUCACAGGCUCUUCGACUAUCGGGGCCGCCUUUCACCGGUGCCUGUGCCCAGGGCUGUCCCUGUGAAGCGACCCCGGGUCACAGUCCCUUUGGUCCGACGUGUCAAAACCACCAUUCCAGUCAAGCUCUUUGCCCGCUCCCCAGCCAUCACCACCAGCUCAGUCAAAAUUAAGUUAAAGAGCAGUGAGCUGCAGGCCAUCAAGACAGAGCUGACACAGAUCAAGUCCAACAUUGACGCCCUGCUGGGCCGCUUGGAACAGAUUGCUGAGGAGCAGAAGGCCAACCCAGAUGGCAAGAAGAAAGGUGACAGCGGCAGCGGCAGCGGCAAUAGUGGUGGCAGCAGCCGGCCACUGGCCCCCCAAGAGGACACAACUUCUGAGGCAGGCACACCCCAGGGAGAAGCACAGGUUCGAGAUGACGGCGAUGAGGAGGGGCUGCUGACACACAGCGAGGAGGAGCUGUCUGACAGGAGCGAUGGCCAUUGGAAGGAGAAGGGUGUGCACUGUACCAGGCCUCAGGCUGGGCACACACCCCUGGAUGCCACCCCAGCAGGUCCCAGAGGAGAGUUGGCAGCAGGCACCUCAUCCCCCAUGCAUCCCAGCCAGUGCCACAUCCUGUGCAGGUGGAGUUAUCGGUCUCUCCUCCCCACGUACCCUCCCUAUUGGCACUGCCCAGGCCAGAGGGCAGAGCACAGAGUUUUCUCCACACUCUGUCCAGGACACUCCCAGGCUUGGGGUUUUUCUAUAGGUUUGGAGAGGGGUGGGGUGGGAGGCACAGGGAGGAGACCCUGACAAUAAAAAGAUUGGAUCCCAACUUGCUCUGAGA
Messenger RNA from Myotis daubentonii (Daubenton's bat), 1471 nucleotides. RefSeq names its product RALY heterogeneous nuclear ribonucleoprotein (gene RALY). The record is from RefSeq and is a predicted model, not a curated record. Gene Ontology annotation, cellular component: nucleus. Gene Ontology annotation, molecular function: RNA binding. Lineage: Eukaryota; Metazoa; Chordata; Mammalia; Chiroptera; Vespertilionidae.